This is a messenger RNA of Cladophialophora immunda, 1101 nucleotides long. RefSeq lists its product as uncharacterized. The record is from RefSeq and is a predicted model, not a curated record. The coding region runs from base 133 to 507 and encodes 124 amino acids. The transcript has a single exon. Lineage: Eukaryota; Fungi; Ascomycota; Eurotiomycetes; Chaetothyriales; Herpotrichiellaceae.
CUUGGCUACAUUUUUACGGACCGCCAUUAGCUCAACGCCCGUUGCUGUUCUUUAACCACUCUACCUAGAUGAAGUGCCCACCUUCAACAAUAAAACUACGAACGAAGAGAAUCGGAAUUAGUUCAGAGGAAGAUGCCCGCCGCCACCGUUAACGCUCAACAGGACGACAUUCGCUCCGCUGUGUUGACUCAUGGGGUCUUCACAUUUGAAACUAUGGACAAGCCCCCUCCCCCUGGACUGAAGGAGAGCACCAUGAAACGGGCCUUUUUCGGGAGCGACAAAUACAUGGCCUCCGGUGAGGGAGGGCCCAUCCAUCACUGUCAUCCACUCAUUCGUUCCAUCUCAAUCAUGCGCCCCGAGGACGACACCAAGCCCAGCACCAUUGUCCGGGCCAGGGACGAGCAGGCCCAGGAGCAGCAGCAGCCGCAGCAGACAGGCGCCAGGGGAAGCAUGUGGAGCGUCUUAGUUGAUAACGGUCAGGGGGACGAGCCCCGACCUCAAGACUGACAAGCACUGGGUCUCGUGGUGGAACUUGCUGGCGGUGCUGAUGGCCAUCGAAAUGGGCCAUGAUACAGGUAUCCCCGGGAUUAGUGGUCCGACCACGGAGGGGGAACCAGAUGAGCAACAAGAAAAGUCCUCGCUACCGCUCUACACAAUAGAAGUCGAGAGCGAGAACGGUCGACGACUAAACCUCGCUUAGCAAUUUCCGGGAGACAUAAUGGCGAUAUAUCUCAGUCUCGUUCAAACGACCAUGGGUCCUCCCGGGUCCUGUGAAUGCUCCUCUUACGCGUUCGAGCACGAGGAGUAUUAGAAAGUCCAACCUCUUUGGAGGUAUCUUGGAGGGCCGGGCAUUAUUGAGGUCUUUUUCGCAUUUCUUUCUCGGACGUGUCGCAGCCUGCUUUGCAGGUUCGCACAGCCAAUGCCUAGGGCUUGCGACAGCUCGGAUGGAGGUGGGAGAAAUGGAGCUCGGGAUGGUAAUGGUGGUGAUGAAGACGGUAGAUCCGAAGACUAGGUCGAGGGAUAGGAGGAGGCGGAGGAAUCAAAGGUGACGGACGCAGUAGACACGAAGGAUAGAUGGACCGGCGUUUGCAUAGUCUACUG